AUGCUACACGGUACAUCGGGGGAUAGUUUUCAAAAACUAUCAUCAUACUGUCACGUCCUAGGAGAGAGUAACCCGGGGACAGUAACCCACAUUGAAGUUGAUUCCCGUAACAGGUUUUAUUACUUCUUCUUGGCUUUCGGUACAAGCAUUCGUGGUUACAUACACUACUUGAGGCCUGUUAUUUGUGUUGAUGGUAGUCACUUGAAAGGUCCAUACAAGGGUACACUUCUGCUGACAACCGGCCAAAAUGCCAACAAACAGAUUUAUCUCCUAGCAUGGGGGAUCGUGGAUGCCAAAACAAAUAGAUCGUGGAUGUGGUUUAUGUCGAACUUGAAAGAGCUUAUAGGAGACUCGACUGAAUUGGUUUUUGAUUCCAAUAGGAAAAAUAGUAUUUCUAAUGCCAUUGCUCACGUAUUUCCUCUGUCUCAGCGUGGAUACUGUAUUUGGCAUCUGGAGAAGAACUUAAUCCAGCGAUACAACAACGCAAGUGCAAUAUUUCUAUUCAAACUAACUGCAAGAACUUCUCGGGUCGAAGAGUUUGAAAGACUUAUGGGACAGAUCCGUAGGGUAAGUGAACACGCGUACGGGUACUUGGAGCGAGCUGGUUUUUCAUUUUGGUCACGAGCACUAUUCUUUGGGCAACGUCACAACAUAUUGACAGACAACAACGCAGAAUCUUUAAACUCAAUAUUGAGACAUGCACGUUCAUUGCCGAUCACAUGCUUGGUGGAACACAUUCGGCAAACUCUACGACCAUCGAACCAAUGCAACUGCAUGUAG
Messenger RNA from Olea europaea var. sylvestris, 780 nucleotides. RefSeq lists its product as uncharacterized. The transcript has a single exon. Bases 1 to 780 code for a protein of 259 amino acids. The record is from RefSeq and is a predicted model, not a curated record. Lineage: Eukaryota; Viridiplantae; Streptophyta; Magnoliopsida; Lamiales; Oleaceae.